GAACGACGAAUGAAAGCAAAAUGCUUUGUUUAAAAUGUUUAUUCUUUAGCUCUGAAUCGAUUUAAGAUUUAAGUGUUAAGACAGACACUGAUUGUGGGUAAAAUUGGGUCUAGGUAAUAGAACACGUUGGGCACUCAUAACAUUUGUACAAUAUGGGAUUUUAUUGUUGUAUUUUUUAUUUUAUUUUUAAUGACGCACAAAGGAUCCACACUCCAGUCCGAUAGAUGGCGGUAAUAUCAUCCCACCUUUCAAAUCAAGUCAUCCAAAGAAAAUGUUGUGACGCCACCUUCCUGCGACGACGAAGCUGAUUACACGCUACCGUCGCUAUUCGUCUGUCGACAACGAUUGCAAGAGAAAAGGGGUUUCUGAGCCGUUAAAAUGGGGAAAAGGGAGAAAGGGGAUCGAGAGAAGAAGUCCAAAAAGCGUUUCUAUGAGGAGGACGAAGAUGAAGACGACGUGGUGGGUGGCAAGUCGCAGGAUGCCAUACCAGCUGCUGCGGGGAAACAAGUGGAUGAAUCCACCACCAAGAUGGAUGAAUAUGGAGCCAAAGAUUAUCGCAGUCAGAUGCUUCUAAAGAAUGACCACUCCUCACGACCCCUCUGGGUGGCUCCAGAUGGACACAUCUUUCUUGAAGCCUUUUCACCAGUAUAUAAGUAUGCGCAGGAUUUCUUGGUGGCCAUUGCAGAGCCGGUGUGCAGGCCCAGCCACAUCCACGAGUACAAACUAACAGCGUAUUCACUGUAUGCAGCAGUCAGUGUGGGGCUGCAGACUUCUGACAUAGUGGAAUAUCUGCAGAAACUCAGCAAGACCUCUGUGCCGGAUGGAAUUGUGCAGUUUAUUAAGCUGUGCACUGUGAGCUAUGGCAAAGUCAAGCUGGUGCUCAAGCAUAACAGGUAUUUUGUUGAGAGCACAUUCCCUGAUGUCAUUCAACGUCUCCUGCAGGACGAAAAGAUCCGAAAAUGUCGCCUAUGUGCUCCUGAUGGCACAGACGGCGAGUUGAUUACUGAGGUCAUCCACAGCAAGUCAGCGAUCUCCAAGUCUGUUGAGGACAAAGGAGGUCCUUCCACCUCACAGCAGCCCGCUGAUGGUCAAACUUCGGUCCAACAGGUCCCUGAGGACAUCUUCAGUUACUAUGAGCAGAUGGAUAAGGAGGAAGAGGAGGAGGAAGAGACUCAGGCCGUGUCGUUUGAGAUUCAACAGGAUAUGAUUGAGGCGCUACAAAAGCGCUGCAUUGAGCUGGAAUACCCGCUCCUUGCGGAGUACGACUUUCGGAAUGAUACAGUCAACCCAGAUAUCAACAUCGACCUGAAGCCGACUGCUGUACUACGACCCUAUCAGGAAAAAAGUCUGCGUAAGAUGUUUGGCAAUGGACGCGCUCGCUCCGGAGUCAUUGUGCUGCCCUGUGGAGCGGGAAAGUCUCUGGUGGGCGUGACAGCAGCGUGCACAGUCCGCAAACGUUGCCUGGUAUUGGGUAACUCCUCUGUGUCAGUGGAACAGUGGAAGUCCCAGUUCAAGAUGUGGUCGACUAUCGACGACUCUCAAAUAUGCCGCUUCACCUCCGACGCCAAGGACAAGCCCAUCGGUUGCUCAGUGGCCAUCAGCACCUACUCCAUGCUGGGCCACACCACCAAGCGCUCGUGGGAAGCUGAGAGGGUCAUGGAGUGGAUGAAAAGCCAAGAGUGGGGUCUGAUUAUCCUCGAUGAAGUGCACACUAUUCCUGCCAAAAUGUUUCGAAGUGUACUGACCAUCGUCCAGGCACACUGCAAACUGGGCCUCACUGCUACUCUAGUUAGGGAGGAUGACAAGAUUGUGGACCUCAACUUCUUAAUUGGGCCAAAGCUUUAUGAAGCCAACUGGAUGGAGUUGCAGAGCAAUGGCUACAUAGCCAAAGUCCAGUGCGCAGAGGUGUGGUGCCCGAUGUCUCCAGAGUUUUACAGAGAGUACGUGGCCAUCAAAACUAAGAAGCGCAUCUUGCUUUACACCAUGAAUCCCAAUAAAUUCAGGGCUUGCCAAUUUCUCAUUCGCUUUCAUGAGCGGCGCAAUGACAAGAUCAUUGUCUUUGCUGAUAAUGUCUUUGCCUUGAAAGAGUAUGCAAUUCGCCUUAACAAGCCCUACAUCUAUGGGCCAACCUCACAAGGGGAACGUAUGCAGAUCUUGCAGAACUUCAAACACAACCCGAAGAUCAACACAAUUUUCAUCUCCAAGGUUGGAGACACCUCAUUUGACUUGCCAGAAGCCAAUGUUCUAAUCCAAAUCUCCUCUCAUGGUGGGUCACGGAGGCAGGAAGCCCAGAGGCUUGGUCGAGUUUUAAGAGCCAAGAAAGGAAUGGUCGCAGAGGAGUACAACGCAUUCUUUUAUUCGCUGGUGUCCCAAGACACCCAGGAGAUGGCAUACUCCACCAAGAGACAGAGGUUUCUAGUGGACCAGGGCUACAGCUUUAAGGUGAUCACACAGUUGGCAGGAAUGGAGGAAGAAGAUUUGAUGUUCUCCACCAGAGAGGAUCAGCAACAGCUCCUCCAAAAGGUUCUGGCUGCAUCUGAUCUGGAUGCUGAGGAGGAAACUGUGGCAGGGGAGGUGGGCACCAGGCCACAGUUUUCACGGCGAACAGGGACCAUGAGCUCCAUGUCUGGUGCUGAUGACACAGUCUACAUGGAAUAUCAGGGCAAAAGCAAAGCAUCGUCUCUGGGCAAGGGCAUCCAUCCGCUCUUCAAGCGCUUCAGGAAGUAGAUGGGCUGACUUUACCAUUAGCCACUGGAAGGCGGCGUGAAGAGGCCACAGCGGUCAGCACAUCAGGCUCACACUUCCGAGGGUGGGAGUUCAAAUCCGGGCUUCGGCCUUCCUGUGCGGAGUGUGCAUGUCCUCCCCGCGCUUGCGUGGAUUUUCUCCAGCAUUCCCAAAACAUGCGUGCAGGUUCAUAGACGUCUACGACAAUCUAUUGUAGUAGCAACAUGUGACCACUAAUGGGAGACAUUGACCUUGUCAAAACAGAUCACGUUACUGUUCCUUGGGGGGCAAAAGGAGACAAAAUAAACUUUAACUGAAAUUAUCUGCACCCUAUUAAUAUAUAUAUAUUAUAAUACAAUUUUUAAAAAUUAAUUCUAUUUUAUUGUUUCAAUCAGCUUUAUUUGAUCGUCCAAACUAUAGAAAAACAUUUUUUUAGACGGUAAACGUCCAUAAAAAUAAAGACAAAUACCAAUAUGCAAAAUAGAACCUGGUCGUAAACUAGUCUUCACAUCUUCAUGCUGUUUAAUUUAGACUGAAUACGAAAAUCCAUUUAUUUCUUUAAAAUGUUGCCAAGCAUAAAUUCAACUCAGAAAAGUAUUGUAUGUGCACCGUGUAUUAGUAAAGGUUUUUGGAGAAUGUAGCUCCAGUACAUCCUAGGGCAGUUAUUUCUGCUGAGAAACUGAACAAUUAAUACUAAUCUUUAACAGAAACACUGGAUAGAAUAUGUGCAGAUUAGACACGAUAGUACACUCGUGAACUUGCAAGCAGUCAGUAUUCCACAUCAUUCUUACAACUGUAUCAUAUCUAAGAUUAGUUUGUAAAUAAAUGCUAAAUGGCAGUGUGUCAUUUUGGAUUUAUCCCGAUACAGUGGGGAACCUAUGAAUGUACUAAAAGCUACAAUUAGCAUCAUUUAAAAAUAUAAUACUAAAAAUGAAUUUAAGAUAAAGAGCUGGACUAGAUAAUGUGCUCUGGCAACAAAAUGCGGGGGGACAGCUAGUCAGUUCUGGGGUUUCUCCAAAAGAACAGAGGAGAAACGUGGUAAAACCUAAUCACAACCUUGGAAUCCUCCAAACUGCAGUGGUGUAGUGCUUAAAGGGGGGCAGGAUUUGUCAAUCCUGGAUGGGCUUUAAGGCCUUCCCCAGUAACCUGUGAUGGCCCCAGGCCGUUCUCACCUUCCCUUUCACGUCCACUGAGCGUGUUUGGCCUCUCAAGGAAUGGUGAGCUCGGGAAUGAGGCCCUUUAAGGACAUUGGAUCACGCCUCAAUGCAAAAUGAUGAUGAUACUGGGUGCCGUGGAGAUGACGUGUUUAUGGCAGGAGAUGGCUUGGAGUCUGUUCAUAGCCAUAAAGCACAACUUGUGUGCGCUCAGGGGUGCCGUUUUAAAGUUUUAGAAACUUCCACAGCCCUUUCGCCGACCAGCUGCCUCCUCACCGGCUGUCAUCUUUUGACAAAGAAGACUUUGUUUUCUCAGCUUCUUCUUCACCUUCAUCAGCUGGACGACAGAGAAGCAAAUUGACAAGUCAGACUCAUGCAUGGCCCGCAGAAUCGGCAAUGUGCCGUUUUAUUUUGAAGGUCCGACCGCUUGUUAUGUUGCACACUCAGUUUUGCAUUCAAUGCUUCAAAUGAUCAAUUCCACACCCUCGAUAAAAUUCUUAACGAUCAGUUAUAAUUCUUAUGCCCAUAUCUACUUUUGACUCCUAAUGUGUAUCAUUUUAGUCAUGUUUUCCUUGGCCUGCUUCAGCUGGUGUUGCUUUCAAAUUUUUCUUUGUGCUCGCUUUCUGGAUUUGUAUGUUGAUAGACUUGCUUUAUAACACAGCCACUUUUAUUACAUUUGUGCGCAGGUGUGGACUUCGUCCUGGUCCAUAGUCUGAUAUACUUUACCUGAUAUACCUCUCCAUUAAAGGCUG
Molecule: messenger RNA, 4630 nt
Organism: Phycodurus eques (leafy seadragon)
Lineage: Eukaryota; Metazoa; Chordata; Actinopteri; Syngnathiformes; Syngnathidae
Gene: ercc3
Product: excision repair cross-complementation group 3
Exons: 15
Coding region: 379-2727 (782 amino acids)
Biological process (GO): transcription initiation at RNA polymerase II promoter; nucleotide-excision repair
Cellular component (GO): nucleotide-excision repair factor 3 complex; transcription factor TFIIH holo complex; transcription preinitiation complex
Molecular function (GO): 3'-5' DNA helicase activity; DNA binding; hydrolase activity
Source: RefSeq, a predicted model, not a curated record